Messenger RNA from Sitodiplosis mosellana (orange wheat blossom midge), 3856 nucleotides. RefSeq lists its product as uncharacterized. NCBI's taxonomy places the organism in Eukaryota, Metazoa, Arthropoda, Insecta, Diptera, Cecidomyiidae. The transcript has 13 exons. The record is from RefSeq and is a predicted model, not a curated record. The coding region runs from base 73 to 2922 and encodes 949 amino acids. Gene Ontology annotation, biological process: transmembrane transport. Gene Ontology annotation, molecular function: transmembrane transporter activity. Gene Ontology annotation, cellular component: membrane.
UAUAAAUAAGCAACAAAACUAGUCAUUCGAGUAUCUACAUUGCUAGGCUAACGUUUAAAAUAUUUUGUUGGCAUGGAAGAAAGUGGGUUUGAGUUUAAAAAUGUUGCACACCAGUAUUUUGCUACGAUGGCAGCGAAUCUAAUCAUGUUGGGACAUGGAGCCGUAGUAAGUUGGUUCAGUCCAUCGCUGCCGAUAUUAUUAUCUGAAGAAACACCACUCAUUAGUGGCCCCUUGAACAAUGAGCAAUUAUCUUGGCUUGGAUCGAUCAAUAAUUUGGGUGCACUUGGUGGGGUUCUGACGUUUGGAUUUAUCACCACAUUUCUGGGAUGCAAACGAGCGAUGUCAUUUUUAGCACUGCCGUCGAUUGCGUUUUGGCUAUUGAUUUUCUUCGGCAACACGUAUUACCAUCUCCUGUUUGCACGAUUUUUCGCGGGUUGGACCGGUGGAGGAAUUCAAACGACGAUCAUUUUAUUCGUGUCAGAAAUUUCGAACGAUCAUAUCCGAGGGCGUCUUGGAUCACUUACAACACUCUCAAGAAAUAUUGGCGUUUUGCUCAUAUUCACAAUCGGAGCCUAUGCCGACUACUUUCUGGUGCCGUGCAUUUUCAUUUUCCUUCCAAUUGCGUUUCUAGUAGUAUUUUUCAUAUUACCAAAUACACCACAGUUUUAUCUUCGGAAAGGCAUGUUCGAGGAAGCCGACUAUGCAUUGAAAUAUUACAAAGGCUAUGAGGGAAAAAGUGAAGUGGAGCGAAAUGCUUUUAACAAAGAAUUUGACCGACUGCAAUCGUUGGCCAAAGAGAGAAAGGAAGAUAAGAAGGUUAAUCUCAGUGAUUUUUUUGAACUAAAAGCAGUCAAAGGACUUCUUUUUGGUAUAAUAUUGGGCUGGUUAACCCAAUUCCCUGGCAGUAUCACCCUUUUAAACUAUGCCGUGAUAAUUUUCGAAAAAUCUGGUGCAUCGAAAAUAGACCCGUAUAUCUCUUCAAUAAUAUUGGCCGCAGCACAAUUGAUUGGAUGCCUUUUCUCAGCUAAACUGGCCGAUUCGAUGGGUCGAAAAUUGGUAUUGAUCAUUUCAUUCAUGGGAAGUGCAAUGGGAUUGUUGGUCUUUGCUUUGUACUUGUAUCUCAAUCAAAUCGGUCAUGAUUUAUCGGCAUAUUCAUGGUUGCCAGUUGCAUCGCUAUCUUUCAUCAUGUUUAUCUCAUCGGCUGGCGUCUAUGCAUUAUACGCGGUUUGCGUUGUGGAAUAUUUGCCGUCAAAGAUUCGAACAAUUGGAUUAACGAUAUGUGUGCUAUCACUCUACACAUCGACUUUUACAUUUGUCAAAGUGUUUCCAUUUGUUUUAGAACUAAUAGAUCUCUGGGGAUGCAUGAUCAUAUUCAUGGUCGGAAGUGUUGUUGGUGCACUUUUUGUGACAUUUGCGCUAGAAGAAACCAACGGAAAGUCACUAGAUACACUUAAAUCAAGUGAAACUAAAUGCUAUUCAUUUCAUAAUUGGAUUGUAUUAUACCGCGUCAUGGAAGAAACGGAAUAUCAAUGGCGCAACGGCCAUCAAUAUAUUGCAGCAAUAACAGCAAAUCUGAUAAUGUUGGCUCAUGGCUGUAUCGUAGGUUGGUUUUCACCAGCUUUACCCAAGCUGUUAUCAGACAAUACGCCGCUUAUCACGGGUCCAUUUACUAGCGAAGAAGUGUCAUGGGUUGGUUCAAUUAUGAAUAUUGGCGCACUGUGCGGAACUUUUACAUUUGGAUUUAUCAACACAUUUUUGGGCUGCAAACGAGCAAUGAUCUUCUUAGCAAUGCCAUCAACGAUUUUUUGGAUUCUUAUCUAUUUUGGCGAUUCUUAUAAUCAUAUAUUGAUCGCUCGCUUCUUCACGGGAUGGACAGGCGGUGGCAUUCAAACGACUAUCGUGCUGUAUAUCGCUGAAAUUUCAAAUGACAACAUUCGCGGUCGGCUCGGAUCAAUCAUUCAACUAUCUCGAAACACCGGCAUACUGAUUGCCUACAUCGUGGGAGCGAUAGUCGAUUAUAAAUAUAUUCCAUGCAUUUUCAUCUUUCUUCCACUGUUGUAUGUGCUAUGCUUCGUUUUUUUGCCCAACACUCCGCAAUAUUAUCUUCGAAACGAUCGAGUUCAAAAAGCGCAAGAAGCCUUGAAGUACUACAAAGGUUACAAAGGAAAAACUGAUGCGGAGAUCAAUAUGUUCAACAUUGAAUUUGAGCGGAUGAAAUCGAUUGCCAAGGAGCAACAAGCAGAUGAGAAACUUCGUGUGAAUGAUUUUACGAAUCGCAAGGCGUUGAAAGGAAUCAUGAUUGGAAUUGCAUUAUCAUAUUUUAGCCAGCUCACCGGAUGCUUCACCAUCAUCACUUAUGCUGUGUACAUUCUUGAACGAACUGGCAUGAAACUAGAUGCGUACUUCUCAUCGAUCGCUCUGGCCGUGAUGCUGAUUGUUGGCAAUCUGUGCACAACAAAUCUUGCCGAUAAGUUUGGCCGAAAAACAUUCUCGAUUGUAUCCCUAUUGGGAACUGCUCUUGGUUUAAUUGCAUUAUCAGCAUUUUUGUACCUUAACAAAAAUGGAUACGACUUAUCGGACUAUGCAUGGGUGCCCGUGUUUUGUUUGGCAUUUGUUAUUUUCAUUGCAUCGGCUGGCAUUAUUCCACUUUCGCAUGUCAUUAGAGUGGAAAACUUACCCACAAAGAUUCGGACGGUUGGUUUGGCUAUUUGCAUUUUUGCUCUAAAUAUUACAUCGUUCACGUGUACAAAACUGUUUCCGUUGCUACUGGACAAAGUCGACGUUUACGGGUGCAUGCUGAUUUUUGCCAUCAAUUGCAUUGUGGGUUCAUUUUUCAUAUAUUUCGUGCUAGACGAAACAAGAGGCAAACCGAUGGAUACUCUCAAAGCAGAACAAAAUCAAACGGAAAAUACUAACUGCUAAUUGUCACUUCGGUCAAUUGAGAGUGAGAUUGAUUCAAAAAAAUUGUUUUCUCCAGAUGAUAAGAUGUCAUGCAGACCAUAUGAUGAGUGUGUGAAAUUUAGAAAUAUUCUGAAUUUGAAGCAGAUCUAAAAUAGGCUAGGGGCUCGGAUCUAUAUAAAAUCAUAUUUUAUACGCACUUUAUAUGCAAUAUAUGCAUUUUAUAUGAAAUAUACGCAAUAUCCACAAAAUAUCUAAAACAAUAAAUAAAUGUGUAUAUCGCGAAUAUUUUGCGGAUAUUGCGUAUAUUUCAUAUAAAAUGCAUAUAGUGCAUAUAAAGUGUAUAUAUUACGGUUAUUUUGGAUAUCGAAGCAUGUGAAACGUCAUUUUCUUAAUAAUAUACGUGAAAUAUCCGCGAUAUCCACAGUUAUACGCAUUUAUACGCAAAAAGUAAAAAUAUGACGUUAUAUAUGUAAAAUAACCGCAAUAUAUGCUACUUAUACGCGAUAUAUAAUUCCAUACUCUGAAGUUCCGAGCCCCUAGAAAAUAGGUAUGGUCGAAAUUUACAAACAUACGGUGGCAUUUUAUUGUUUCCAAAUAGUGGACUUAUAACCUAUGGAGUUUUGAUCCUCUUUAUCUUACAUUCAGUUUAUCUGCAAUUUAUACGUGUGAGAAUAUUUUGCCUAUAAGUAGCGAAGAUAAUUAGAAAAGACUUAAUCAAAAUUGAACGCUUUCCGGGCACAUAUAAGUCGCAUAAUUUAGUCUAUUUGAUAGAAAAACUCAAAAUCAAUUCAAUUUCUUCUGAUUGAAGUUCUUUAAACUGUGCAAAUGUACUUAGUUUCAAUUAAAUACGUGUAAUAAGAAUGAAUAAAUGAUUGUAACUACAUAGAAUAAACUAAAUCAAAUAACAUCUUUUGUGAUUUAUUUGUUCACUCUUUUUGUGUUAAUUAGUUCAGAG